UGCCGCCCGGGGCUGAUGGGCGGCCCCCCGCAGCAGGGCGCGGGAGCGCGGAGCUGCCGCCGCUGCACGUGCGCGCGCUUUAGCGGCCCCGCCCCGAGGGCUGCCGCCGGUCUCCACGGAGACAGACGCGCAACGCCGCCGGCGCUGGAAGGAGGCAUGGAGGCGCCCGGGUCGGAGCUGGCGCCAGGACCGGAGGCGGAGCGCGCCGCCGGGCCGGUGGAGAGGCCGGCCUGCGCCGUGGAGCUGCCCCCCUGCCCGGGGCGUCCCGGGCCCGUCCUGGCCGUGCUGCCCCCGCGGCUGGAGAUGGCGGCCGCCUGCGCGCCCCCGGAGCCGCCCCCGGAGCCCCCCGCCCGCGGGCACUGCCUGCUGCGCAACUGGCAGGAGGAGAGAGCCACGAACCACCUGGACCACGUGCCAAGCCCCAGAGGCGGCACCGAGGGGUUCUUCUAUCGGCACGGGCACCAGGGGCUGCUCACGCUGCAGGAUCUGGCCGGCCUGGCGAAGAGCACCACCAUGAAAGACUCCUACCAGAGACCCUGGAGGAUGGGGCUCCCCGCGAGAGGGCAGCGGGAGGCCAUGAUGGAGUGGCUUUUGUACCAGAAAUACAGCAAGGAGGUCUUCGAGAAGGAGGUCGACCCUCCACCCAGCCCCAUGGAUUCCUUGUCCACCACACACCGGGACUAUCGCCGGGAGGGCUUCCUCUUGGUGCCUCCUUCCCCCACCAAGCCCCACGACUACCGGACAGAGCAGCCACGGUCCUUCUGGCUGGCACAUGCCCAGCAGGUGCCUGGUGUCUCCAGUAUCCGGACUGACGACACCCCCUUCAAGAAGUGCGCCACCUUCACCACUCCUGUGACUGAGUGCCUUGACCAGCCCAUGCCGUAUGGCCCAGAGAACUACCCAAAGCUCUGACCACAUUAAGGGGCGCCAGAGCCCCCCGUUGCCCUUUGCCAUGCUGCUUAGAGCUGCGACCCCUGUGCCCUUCCCAGGCCAGAAGAACAGGCCAGGGCAAGCCGCGUUCAGGGCAACCUCACAUUUAGU
Eublepharis macularius is the source of this 1041-nucleotide messenger RNA. RefSeq names its product sperm associated antigen 8 (gene SPAG8). Gene Ontology annotation, biological process: positive regulation of transcription by RNA polymerase II. Gene Ontology annotation, cellular component: nucleus; cytoplasm. Bases 16 to 912 code for a protein of 298 amino acids. Gene Ontology annotation, molecular function: microtubule binding. The transcript has 7 exons. The record is from RefSeq and is a predicted model, not a curated record. NCBI's taxonomy places the organism in Eukaryota, Metazoa, Chordata, Lepidosauria, Squamata, Eublepharidae.